Messenger RNA from Sphaerodactylus townsendi, 3357 nucleotides. RefSeq names its product semaphorin 4G (gene SEMA4G). The coding region runs from base 182 to 2758 and encodes 858 amino acids. The record is from RefSeq and is a predicted model, not a curated record. Gene Ontology annotation, molecular function: chemorepellent activity; semaphorin receptor binding. NCBI's taxonomy places the organism in Eukaryota, Metazoa, Chordata, Lepidosauria, Squamata, Sphaerodactylidae. The transcript has 15 exons. Gene Ontology annotation, biological process: axon guidance; negative regulation of axon extension involved in axon guidance; positive regulation of cell migration.
UUCACCUUCGCCUUGGCGGUGGCGACUGGCGAGUGAUCCUUCGGCUUGGCUCGCCAGCGUCGGAGGCAUCUGAGCCGGGAGAAGGCAGACACGGGAAGAUCGCACACGGGCAGGCUGGGGCCGGAGCUCAGAAAUUCUUCAGUGGUAACCCUCACCAAAACCAAUCUAGCACUUUGAUCAUAUGAAAGAACUGGGUUGCCUGAUAGGCAGCAGACUUGGCUGUCCAGGAAGAAUGAGAAAGCAUGUGCCCUUUUAUUUGGUGGUUCUCCUUGUGGUUUCAUCCAUGGGAUACUCCUCCAGACGUUCUGCAAUGGACUUGGACGCUACACCCCGAAUGACAGUUGUCUAUAACGAUUUGUCUUCUGUGAGGCAUUUCAGCAGCCAUGCCCAAAAUUAUACCACCCUCCUGCUAGAGGAAGAGAAGGGAAUUCUUUAUGUAGGGGCCAGGGGGGCCAUCUUUUCCUUAAAUUCCACCAACAUUGCUGACGGCUCCCAUCGGAUAAUAGAAUGGAAAGCCUCUCCUAAGAAGCAGGCAGAAUGUUUGAAAAAGGGCAAGAACAAUAAGACAGAGUGUUACAACCAUGUCAGGCUUUUGCAGCGACUGAAUGCGACCCAUUUAUAUGCCUGUGGAACAUAUGCCUUCCACCCCCUCUGCACAUACAUAGAUACCAACAAGUUGAUGCCACCCUCACUCUUUGAGGAAGGGAAGGAAAAAUGUCCCUAUGACCCUAGCCAUGGUUACACGGGUCUCAUUGUGGAUGGCAGUUUAUAUACAGCAACACGUUACGAAUUCCGCAGCCAGCCCGACAUCCGACGCAGUCUGUACCAGCGGGUUCUAAAGACUGAGGAAUCCCCUUUGCACUGGUUGAAUGAUGCUGAGUUUGUGGCUUCCAUAUUGGUCAGGGAGAGCAUGAGCAGCCUUGUGGGGGAUGACGACAAGAUCUACUACUUCUUCACAGAGCGAGCAGGAGAAGAGAGCCCCUCUAUCUUUGACAAGAACCAGCAGUCCAGGGUGGCCAGGGUGGCCCGAGUUUGUAAGAAUGACCUUGGUGGCAAGAAGAUCCUCCAGUGGAAAUGGACAUCCUUCAUGAAAGCACGGCUGGCUUGCUACAUUCCCUAUUAUGAAGUCCUCAAGGAUGUUUAUAGUCUGGAUGGAGGGGACUGGCGGAAUACUGUCUUCUAUGCAACAUUCACCUUAUCAGCACAGUGGAGGAGCAUGGAGGUAUCUGCCAUUUGUCGAUACAACAUCUCUGAGGUUCAGGCAGCCUUUGAAGGGACUUAUAUGGAAUACCAGGACUCCUCCCGCAAAUGGUCCCAGUACAAUGGGGAGGUUCCAGAGCCCCGGCCAGGAUCAUGCAUCACAGAUCAUGCUCGCAAGAGUGGCUACAAUUCCUCCCAGGAUUUGCCCAACAGUGUGCUGGAUUUCAUCAAGCUCCAUCCCUUGAUGUAUGAAGAGGUGAAACCUGCAGAUGGUGACCCCUUAUUGGUGAAGAAAAAUGUAAUCUAUACCCAGAUAGCCAUAGACAGAGUCCGAGCCCUGGAUGGGCAGGAGUAUGAUGUACUGUUCUUGGGAACAGGUAAUGGUUGGAUUCAUAAAGCUGUGGUUGUUGGUUCCAUGGUCCAUAUCAUAGAAGAGAUGCAAGUCUUUAGGGAUGCCCACCCUGUGGAGAAUCUCAUCAUCUCCAAACGACAGAAGAGUCUAUAUGUAGGAUCCCAGAGUGGUGUCCUUCAGUUACCGCUUUCCACCUGUGGGCGAUAUAUGUCCUGCUUCGACUGUGUCCUGGCCCGGGAUCCAUACUGUGGCUGGGAUGGUGUGAGCUGCAGAGAGCUAGCUGAGACUCUGGACAGAACUUUCCUGACCCAGGACGUGAUGCAUGGCAACAUGGGCUGCUGGAAUGAGUCUGCCCAGGCCACAUCCACACAGAAGAAUCGGACUGUGCUAUGUGGUGACGAUGUGCUCUUGCCCUGUGAACAGGCCUCCAAUUUGGCCCAGGCAACAUGGCUGGUGAAUGGCACAAAAGUACUGGCGGAGGAGGGGCAAGGACGCUUCCACCUGGGGGUGGAUGGGCUGCUGGUGACAGACACACAGCUAGAGUACAGUGGGGAAUACCGAUGCUAUGCCAAGGAGAACGGUCUUCGGGCCCUGGUGGCCAUCUAUGCCCUGACUGUAUUGCCCGAGCAGCUGGUACCACAGUUCCCCCCGACGGAGUCCCAGCCUUUUGGGCCUGCUCCCAGACAUGAUUAUGGAGACAUGAAGUUUAUAUACAUUGCUGUCAUCACAGUGCUAGGUGGGCUGUGUCUAGUGCUCAGCGUGGUCCUGUUGUACGUCUCCUGCUUGCAGAAGCGCAGGGGCAAAUACAGUCUAGGAGUCCCACAGCCAUCCAGUGUGGAGCUGCAGACGGUCUCCUCCAAUUGUUUGGGCAAAGGAGGGCAGGAAGAUGAGGACUUGGAUGCCUACCCAGACGGCUGCCUGCAGAUCAUCCCAGGGGAAGCCAGCGCUCUAGCAUCACCAUCUAAGGAGGUGCCUCCUGUCCCACCUCCACCCCCUCCUCCACUACCUACCGAGUUCACCAACGGCAUUACCACCUUGCCCAACAUGCUGCGCAAGAUGAACGGCAACAGCUACAUGCUCUUGCGGCAGAACGAGGAACCAUGCACUUCGCCACUCUACAACUCCUUUACUGAGGAGCUGAGCAAAAUCCUGGAGAAGAGGAAACAUACACAGCUGGUAGAAAAACUGGACGAGAGCUCUGUGUAGGGGGAACAGAGAGUCCAUUUGGUUGAACUGAUCCCUCUAGUCCUUCUGUGAUUCCUUCUUAUCAAUCCAACAGAACCAGUGUUACGACUCAGCAACUACCUCCGGAGCGGCCCUCCGGAGCCGCCAUAGACUCCGCACUCAUUUCCUAUUUUUGUUGUUGAUGUUUUUUUGUUGCCAUUGUUUUGUUUUUCAAUUGCUGUAAAAAAGAAAUCUAUUUAAAUGGGAAUUAUAUUUAUAUAUAAAAGUGAUGAUAAUCAAUAUAAUAUGAGCCACCCAGAUCUGUUGAGUGUGUCCAGCUGACUCAUUCCUGGGGCAUACCUGAAACGUGCCAUUGAUUGCAUGGAGAAAUCAUGCUGCCAGAUGAGAGAGUGGGGUGAGCUGAGUAGAAGGUGGCAUUGGGUUUGCAACAUUGCCAGUGUAAGGGCAACAUGCUCAUCUGCUACUUCAACAAGUAGGUAGAGCUCUCUUUAGAAAAUCCCACUUAUGGAAAAACUCAUAUCAUAAUCUGAUGAAAUUUCUACGCAUUUGUAUAUACUUUUGAUUUUGCAUAAUUUAUUCUGAUCACUAAAUGUAAAGAUAUUUUCCGAAUAGAUGAAUGU